UGGCGACGGUUACCCCCCCCCCCGGCCGCCAUGGCCCUGACGGCCGAGACCGAGUCCCGGUUGUACCGCUCGCUGCGCGCCGCCGCCGGCGCCGCCGCUCACCUCGUGGCGCUGGGCUUCCCCACCGCCGUAGCCGUGCUGGCGCGGCCCGGAUCCAGCCUCUUCUCCUGGCACCCGCUGCUCAUGGCCCUCGCGUUCUCGUUCCUGAUGACGGAAGCCCUGCUGAUAUUCUCCCCGGAGACCUCGCUGCUCCGCUCCUUUUCCCGCAAAGUCAAAGUGCGGGUGCACUGGGCCCUCCAGCUGCUCGCCCUCCUCUGCGCCCUCCUGGGGCUGGGCAUCAUCACCUACAACAAGCACCUGAACGGCAAAGCCCACUUCGUCACCUGGCACGGCCUGACGGGGCUGCUGACCGUGCUGUACGCCGGCGGGCAGUGCAUGGGGGGCGUGCUCCUGCUGUACCCCAAGCUGAUGAAGAACUGGACGCUGGCCAAGCUCAAGCUGUACCACGCGACCUCGGGGCUGGUGGGCUACCUGCUGGGCUGUGCCAGCCUGAUGCUGGGCAUGUGCUCCCUGUGGUUCACCACCUCAGUGACCAGCGUCUCCUGGUACCUCGCCAUGCUGUGUCCACUUCUCACUAGCCUGGUUAUCAUGAACCAGGUGAGCAACGCUUACCUGUACCGCAAGCGGAGCCAGCACUGAGGGCUUGGAGCAGAUCUGAACUUCCCCUGCGCGAGCCAGCGAGGCUGGGGCUCCCCCUCGCAGCCCCCUGUGGGGGUCCCCUGCUCGCAUAGGGCCUCCUUGGAACUUGAUUUCUACCUACUUGUCUCUCAUUAGUCAUGGAUUGCCUGUAGUGUCUUGUCCCCGGGGAGCAGCUACGAUGCGCAUGACACCGAGCGGGCAGGAGCUACCCACCUCAUGCCUGCCUCGGUGGGGAUGCUUCCCAGCACAGGUAAUGCUGCUGGUCCCCGCGGCAGCUUGGUGCUCAGCGCUGGGAACCGGAGCGUUCACUCAGGAUUCCUGCUCCUUUUCCCUUCCCUUCCCACCCAGGGCUGAUUUGGAGAAGGCAGGACAGGAGCUGUCACAUUCCUGGUGAGAAGGGCAGGGAGUCCCCGCUCACCCAGGAGGCUGCAGCGGGCACCGCACUGCCUCUCGUGCUGCGAAGGCAGCUUGGCCAGUAAAAGCACAGGGCACGGUUGUGGCUUCAGCCACAGGAGGGCUGAAGGGGGGUGGCCGCACCCAGUGUCCAUCCCCAGGCAUGGCCCUGCGCAGGGAUCCGGGAACUCCCCGGGACAGGUACAGUCAGCCCUGCCCGAGAGCUGCGGAUCCGGGCACCUAUCGCCACGCACAAAUCCUUCCCGCAGGCUGGGGGACAGCGAAGCUUCAGCCUGGCAGGAGGUGUGUGUGUGGGGGUCAUUUUACAGAGCAAAUUACUGAGGUGAGAUGCAAGCUGGCAGCCUGCGAAGGCAUUUUGUCCCUCUGAGGGGCACAGGGAACAGCGUGAGCAUGGUGGGAGCAGGGCUUGGGACAAGCCCUCGAGCCAGCCUGUGAAACGGCUCUCGGGAAGGCAGAAAGCAAACUCCUUGCCUCUCACCUUGCCAGCACAACAGCCUUCCCUCCAGCCCACCCGCCACCGGGGCAGCCAGGCGCUGUGAGGCUCCGUCUGCCACAGCAGCCCCACGGCUCCUCGGCACGUAUCCUGCUCUCGGCAGGACCGGAGAGCUGGGACCGGCUCCUGGGCUGGGGAAUUCCUCUGUAUCCAGAGCUUUUAUUCAAUAAAGAAUUCAGGCAGC
Molecule: messenger RNA, 1790 nt
Organism: Grus americana (Whooping crane)
Lineage: Eukaryota; Metazoa; Chordata; Aves; Gruiformes; Gruidae
Product: transmembrane reductase CYB561D2
Exons: 3
Coding region: 31-699 (222 amino acids)
Cellular component (GO): endoplasmic reticulum
Molecular function (GO): transmembrane monodehydroascorbate reductase activity
Source: RefSeq, a predicted model, not a curated record